Messenger RNA from Symbiodinium necroappetens, 539 nucleotides. The record is from the annotation of a GenBank genome assembly. NCBI's taxonomy places the organism in Eukaryota, Dinophyceae, Suessiales, Symbiodiniaceae.
AUGAUGCAACAGGCAGGAAUCUCCUCACGAUCUGGCUCUGACAACGCGGCUGUCCAAGAAGAGGAUGGAGGAGACGACGAGGCUAAGCCAGGAGGUUUGAAACGAAGUGGAACUGGCUGGAGCAGCAUGCCGAAAAGGGAUCGGAAAGUACAAGACCGCCUUAGGGCCUUGAAUGGAAAUCGAUGCCUCAAGUCUAGACUUCUGGCGGCGACCGUCCUCGAGUCGGAGGCGUUUGAUUUCGUGAUGAUCGUCAUCAUCCUCGCAAAUGCAAUCACCAUAGGUGUGGAGCAGAAUAUCCGUGUUGAGGGCGGCAACACCAGCAGCGGUCCCCUGAACGUCUUGGAGCAUAUCUUCCUCGUGAUAUACACUCUUGAGAUUUUCCUGCGCUUCUUUGUGAACGGUCCAUGCAAAUCUAUUCGAGACCAUUGGGUGAAGUUUGACACAGUUCUGGUAAUUUUGGGCUGGCUCGUCCUAUGGAUCCUGCCGGUGGCAAUGUCGCCUGCAGAUGAGACGGGCGAGUGGUCCAGCUUCUUAACAUU